This is a messenger RNA of Cladophialophora immunda, 2118 nucleotides long. RefSeq lists its product as uncharacterized. The transcript is spliced from 3 exons. The record is from RefSeq and is a predicted model, not a curated record. The coding region runs from base 1 to 2118 and encodes 705 amino acids. Lineage: Eukaryota; Fungi; Ascomycota; Eurotiomycetes; Chaetothyriales; Herpotrichiellaceae. Gene Ontology annotation, biological process: amine metabolic process. Gene Ontology annotation, molecular function: copper ion binding; primary methylamine oxidase activity; quinone binding.
AUGGCAGCAGUCUCCCAGGACUUCUCUUCCAAGCCGUCGGUGGCCACAUAUCCCGUCGCCCACCCACUAUGCCCUCUCACCGCGGCGGAGAUAUCCACCACGGCCGAGCUGAUGAGGUCGGUGUGGCCCUCCUCAAUCGACCUCCGCUUCAAGGUCAUCACUCUGGACGAACCCCCCAAGAAGUCCAUGAUCCCGUAUCUCGAGGCCGAGCAUGCUGGGUCGCCUCUGCCCGCCAUUCCUCGAAAGGCAUUCGUGUCUUACUACAUCAGAAACACGAACCGCUUUCACGAAGCAGUCGUCAACCUUUCCACUCGGACGGUAGAGAGCAAUGUCCGGCUGGGCCCCAAUCUGCAUGGCAACGGCGACUACGACGAGAUCCUCCAGGUGGAGAAGAAUGCUUUGGAGGAUGAGGGCGUCAAGGAGGCCAUCAAAAAGUUGAAGUUGCCCGAGGGGACGGCCGUGUGUGCAGACCCUUGGAUCUAUGGCUCUGACGGCGUCAACGACGAUGAGCGCAUGUACCAAGUCUUCCUGUACAUGCGAGACCCGAGCAACCCUUCGGAACUCGACAGCAACCACUACGCCUUCCCACUCCCCAUCUCGCCCGUGCUGGACUGCACCGAAUACAAAGUCAUCCGCAUCGACUAUCUCCCCACGGGGGCAGACAACACGAUCCAUGAGCCGAGACCUUACCAGGCCAAGCCGGCGAACGAAUACGUCAAUGAGUACCAGACCUUGCGCACGGAUCUCAAACCUCUGAGAGUGAUCCAGCCCGAGGGUGCGAGCUUCAGCCUCACGCCCGUGGGCGAGACAGGCCAUGUGCUGGCGUGGCAGAAAUGGACCUUCCGCGUCGGCUACAACCAGCGCGAAGGCAUGGUGCUGUACGACGUCCGCUACGACUCGCGCCCGCUGUUCUACCGUCUCAGCUUGAGCGACAUGAACAUCCCCUAUGCGGAUCCCCGACACCCUUUCCACAAGAAGUCGGCGUACGACCUGGGCGACGCCGGCGCCGGCGCCAUGGCCAACAACCUCCAGCUCGGGUGUGAUUGCCUGGGCCACAUCCAAUAUCUCUCGUCCGUCAUCACCGACGACAAGGGCGUACCGACGCCCCUGGAGAACUGCGUGUGCGUCCACGAGCAAGACGCCGGCAUCGGCUGGAAACACACCAACUACCGCACGGGGCGCGCCGCCGUGGUCCGGCAGCGCGAGCUGGUCCUGCAGAGCAUCAUCACGGUCAGCAACUACGAGUACAUCCUGGCCUUCAUGUUCAACCAGGCGGGCGAACUCAUCUACGAAGUGCGCGCCACGGGAAUCCUGUCCACGCAGCCGAUCGACCACGAACUGGACAAGGUGGGCGUCCCCUUCGGCACGGUGGUCCACCCGGGCGUCCUGGCGGUGCACCACCAGCACAUCUUCUCGCUGCGCGUGGACCCUAUGAUCGAGGGCCACAACAACCGGCUGGUGUAUGACGAGGCGCACGCGCUGCCGCUGUCCCAGGACUGGAACCCGCACGGGGUGGCGUACGAGGUGGCGGAGACGCUGGUGGAGCGGGCGCAGGGCCUGGACCUGAACCCGGAGGCGAACCGGGUGUUCAAGAUCCAGAACACGGGCGUGCGCAACCCGGUCAACGGCAAGCCGGUGGCGUACAAGAUCCACGCGCCGCCGUUCCAGAAGAUGCUGUCGCUCCCGAGCUCGUACAACUGGAAGCGCGCCGAGUUCGCCGACCACAACAUCUACGUGACGACGCACCAGGACCGCGAGCUGUACUCGGGCGGCUGGUACACGAACCAGAGCCGCGGCGGCACCGGGGUGCGCAGCUGGGCGGCGCGCCAGGACAGCGUCGUCGACACCGACAUCGUCGUGUGGAUCCAGUUCGGCAUCAACCACGUGCCGCGCAUCGAGGACUUCCCCGUCAUGCCCUGCGAGAUCCUCAAGGUCAGCCUCAAGCCCGUCAACUUCUUCGACCGCAACCCGGCCCUCGACGUGCCCCCGAGCGAGCAGACCUUCAACCGCUCCACCCUCGUCAGCGAGAUGCACCACCAGCCCGCCACCGAGGUCGUCGUCGGCAAGGCCGGCGAGUGCUGCCAGCAGCCGGCCGACGGCAGCAAGAGUAAAUUGUAG